AUGUGUUUAGUUCACAAUGAGAACCAUGAUCAUCUCUUUCUCAAUUGUAAAUUUGCAAAAUCAAUUUGGCAAAGUGUUUUUAAUUUGUUUGGAAGAAGGAUGAUUGAGGCAGGAUCACUGAAAAGCUUUAUUGAGCAGGUUUUACUUUUCACUUUCAGCUCGCAGGUGGCUGUGCUGUGGUGUUCGGCGGUGGUGCAAACAAUUUGGGUCAUUUGGAAGCUAAGAAACGCAGCAAUUUUUGAGGAUUCAAUCCCAAAUAUUCAUCUCGCUCUUAGAAAGAUAUGGUCAUCUAUCAAAGAAUCUGACUUCUUUAGAAUAGGUUGUAUGAGCAAUUCAAUGGUAGACUUGAAUAUAUUAAGACUUCUGCAGAUCACAUGUAAACCUACAACUGCUCCUAAAAUUAUUCCGGUUACUUGGCAUACCCCUCUGAGUAAUUGGACCAAAGUCAAUACGGAUGGAUCUGCCUUGGGAGCGCCGGGAGCAGCAGGUGGAGGGGGAAUUUUUAGAAAUUCGGCUGGUUUUACAAAAGGCUCAUUUGCUUUUCCGUUGGGAAAUGAAUUUGCUUUCGCAGCUGAAAUAGCGGCUGCCAUUAUGGCAGUAGAUAUAGCUUGGAAGAGAGGAUGGCAUUCUUUAUGGUUGGAGUGUGACUCUACUUUUAUGGUUCAACUUUUUACUUCAAAAUCGAAGAACGUUCCUUGGGAGUAUUUACAUGAUUGGUUAUCUUGUCUUCAUCAGAUUUCCAAGAUGAAUUUUCAGGUCUCUCAUAUUUAUAGAGAAGGAAACCGAGUUGCCGACUUACUUGCAAAACACGGAGCUACAGCGGCAUCUUAUAUUUGGCGGUCUUCUGUGCCAAAUUUUUGUAAUUCUGUAAUUUAUCAGGAUUUUAGUAGGCAGACAUCUUAUAGAUUCUGCUAG
Mercurialis annua (annual mercury) is the source of this 915-nucleotide messenger RNA. RefSeq lists its product as uncharacterized. The record is from RefSeq and is a predicted model, not a curated record. Gene Ontology annotation, molecular function: RNA-DNA hybrid ribonuclease activity; nucleic acid binding. The transcript has a single exon. Bases 1 to 915 code for a protein of 304 amino acids. NCBI's taxonomy places the organism in Eukaryota, Viridiplantae, Streptophyta, Magnoliopsida, Malpighiales, Euphorbiaceae.